AUGCAGAAAACGUUCCCCUGUACCCUCCAGAAAACAAAAGUGGCCCUGUUCUCCCACCACGGCCCUAUGAAGGAGGGCACUGUCCCCUGUCCUCUGGGCAGGGGUGGGGUGUGGGGCGUUUGGGAUUCCAGUGCGGGCAUCACUGGGAGAGACGCCGGGCUUGUGGAACACAAACGCCUGUUCUAGGCCUACAGCUGAAAAGCAUAUGAAUAUUGAUACAUAGUUUGAUAUGUGGGAGAUGAACAGAGUGGAAUCCUUUGAGACUGGGUGAGACUGAGCUGGUUUCUAUGUCUCCAUGCCAGGAGGAAUUGGACAGCCUGAUGCUGUGCUGAUGAUGUCCCACUGUGUCAUGGGAACACUGCAUCCUAAUAGAGAAGAGACUCACUCAUGUUGGUCAUAAGCAGUGACGUCCAUCAGUGGUUCCCAACGAGGGGUACUAGCACCCCUGGGGGUACUUGGCCUAUCCACAGGGGGUACCUUAGAAGACUCAUGAGACCAUAGGCUUACUGGUAAAAUGCACAUGAGGGGGUACUCCGGGUAGAACAAAAUUCAGUUGGUGGUACAGUAACUGAAAAAAGUUGGGAACCACUGAUGUAGAUAAUCUGUCCUCACACUGAAUGAGGGAGUAGAACAAAAUCCACCCAGAGGAGGCUGGUGGGAGGAGCUAUAGGAGGAUGGGCUCAUUGUAAUGGCUGGAACGGAAUAAAUGGAAAGGUACCAAACACAUGGAAACAACGUGUUUGACUCCAUUCCAUUGGUUCCAUUCCAGCCAUUACAUGGGCCUGUCCUCCGAUAGCUCCUCCCACCAGCCUCCUCUGAAUCCACCCAUUAUACCAGGAACACUCGCUAACCAAAUACAUUUAGCUAAUUCAUAACCACAUCAGCCCUAAAGCAAGCAAUCAUUCUCCUCUGACAUUGCAUGGGUGAUAAGUUUGAAGGGGAAAGUCAAGGAAAUAAAGUUGGUUCAUUUUCCCGGUACAGGAAGUGAAAGAGGAGAGCAAACAUUGCUUUGACCUUGUGGACUAGUUCUCUAAUUGUGUUAACCAAAGAGCUGUUUGGUGACAUUUCAGCACAGGUGUAUGUGUGCAUGUGUGUGUACACGUGAUGUACUUGUGUGCAUGAGAGAUGUCUUCCGUUUUGCAGCUAUGACACACUGAGUGUACAAAACAUUAGGAACACCUGCUCUUUCCACGACAUAGACUGACCAGGUGAAAGCUAUGAACCCUUAUUGAUGUCACUUGUUAAAUUCACUUCAAUCAGUGUAGAUGAAGGGGAGGAGACAGGUUAAAGAAGGAUUUUCAAGCCUUGAGACAACUGAGAGAUGGAUUGUGUAUGUGUGCCAUUCAGAGGGUGAAUGGGCAAGCCAAAAUAUUUAAGUGCCUUUAAACGUGGUUUGGUAGUAGGUGCCAGGCGCACCGGUUUGAGUGUGUCAAGAACUGCAACGCUGCUGGGUUUUUCACGCUCAACCGUUUCCUGUGUGGUCCACCACCCAAAGGACAUCCAGCCAACUUGACACAACUGCGGGAAGCAUUAGCGUCAACAUGGGCAGCAUCCCCGUGGAACGCCUUCGACACCUUGUAGAGUCCAUUCCCCGACGAAUUGAGGCUGUUCUGAGGGCAUAAGGGGGUGCAACUCAAUAUUAGGAAGGUGUUCCUAAUGUUUUGUACGCUCAGUGUAGGUGGCUGGUUUAAGGAACACCAUCACAUCUGACUAGAGCCUUGUUUACACCUUGCGCUAACAUGUGAGUUUUGUGAUCUGAUAAAUAUGAUCCAAUGCCCAUCUGAUCAAGUUUUGUUGCGUCUACACAUGGUGUUAAAAUGUGUCUCAUCCGUCCACUGUGUCCAGAUUGUGACCUGAUCAGCUGGUUUCUCCCUGUCUGCAAAUUAUUUGACAGAAAUUCUUUCAAAAUAUUAUGAAUUAAUUUAUUUUAAGACAGUUACUGGUGCCAUAAGACUUAGGUCAAUGGUGCUUCCUGUCAAUGAUUUUAGUGGUUGGUAAAUUAUGAUUUAAAUGGUUUGACCAUCCAGAUCCGGAGGUCAGGAAGAUCUGAUCACAAUCAGAUUGUGUCUUUUAAUCGCCUACACCUGUAAAUGUGGGCACAAUCAGAAUGUGGACAAGAUCAGAAUGUGGACAAGAUCAGGACAUAGGACGCAUGUUAGCACCAGGUAUAAACAGGGCUCAGGAGAGCAAUAGAACCAGUUCAUGAGGAUGUUUUUCGCAUAUUGACAUUUAUUGUCAUGAGCCUUGCCCUGGAGGCAGCACUGAGUGGUUUCCACUAGAUUGGCCAGUGGCAAAGUCAAAAGUGGCGAUAUUGUAAAAAUUCAUAAAAACUAAAAUUAGCUUUUUGGCUUCAUUUAAGGUUAGGGUUAGCAAUCAUUAGGGUUAAGGUUUAAAAUCAGAUUUUAUGACUGUGGCUGUGCCAGCUAGUGACCACUCUGCCUCCAGUACAUGAGUCAUCCCAAUAAAUGCCAACCUGCGUGGUUUUCACGCUGCAGGCUUGACACUGACAGUCAGUAAGGCAAAGAGACAGCUCUGAAUUCAAGUGUAAUAUUCUCUUGUAACUACAUUUAGACCUUCUUGCUGUUUGGAGUAACACAUUUGUGGUGAGUUAGUCUAUUAGGUUAUGUUAUAGGUCAUCUUGUGUAUGUAUAAAGGUUUCUCAUUAGGAUUUAAUAUAUCAUAUACCUAUAUAGGUGUAUAUAGGUAUAUAGGUAUAUUUAAGCAAUAAGGCCCGAGGAGGUGUGGUACAUGGCCAAUAUACCAUGGCUAAGGGCUGUUCUUAUGCACGACACAACGCGGAGUGGUCUUAUUGGUCAUAUAUCAUGCCUUUGCUCUGAGUUGUCAGUGUGGAAUGGAGGACAUUCCAGUGGAGACUUUAGUCCUGGGCCUCAAAAUAGUUUAUGUCCACCUGGGGAAAAAGGCAUAACGUGAUCAGUUAAUCUCAACCAUAGAAAUAGAAUCAUUCUAGUUCUGUGUUCUCAACAUGCUUUGUGAGUGCUCCAACACUGUGCCUUGAGUCCUAUUUGGAAGUUUAAGACAUCCAGUCAGCUCUUAUUUAGAGUUUCUGUUGGUGGUUUCAGGAGGAGUUGUGGCAUUUAAUUUAGAGCGUUUGACCACGUCCUGAGCUUUGUCUUUCAUAUGAGUUCACCUGCUCUCUAGUCUGUAUUUAGUCACACCGUGGAGCAGUCUGUAUUGUGCUGUUCAUAGGUGUGUUACAUUGUGUUUUAUGGUUAGGGGUUAACAAUUACUGCUCUGGGAACUGUUUCAUGUGAAUGUGACCUCCCAGAAAGUGUGCGGGAUGGAAACUAUCUCUAAAUGUUUCUUAUCGUUCCAUGUCUUUCUUCUUUGGAGUUUUUUUGUUGUCUUAAUCAUCCAUCUCUCUAGAACUUUUCUAUCUAUAAUCAUCUAGGAAAUGAGGUGACAAGGACAGGGAGGAGACUCACGCAAAUGCACCCCCCACACACAUACUCUCUCUCUCUCACACACACACACACACCCUCUCUCUCUCACUCACACACACACAAACACACACACACACAUAAACAAUGUUGGAGAAUGUAACCAUCCUCUGUCAAACCGGUUUCCCGCCGGCACAGUUGCCUUCUUUGCUCUUCUCCAGUAUUGUGUCUUUGAGAGAUAAUCUGUAAUAUUCAGUCUUCCUUUCAGUACUCAUGACGCACUGUACGCCUUGAGUUCACUGUAUCACCUUUAUGGAUUUCCAUGUCAGUGGAUUAUGUUUCUAUAGAAAUGGGUGCUUCUCCAGUGAGGAUCUCAGUUUGUGGAUCUAUCCCCUUCAGACAGGAUCUAUCCCCUUCAGACUGGAUCUAUCCCCUUCAGACUGGAUCUAUCCACUUCAGACUGGAUCUAUCCCCUUCAGACUGGAUCUAUCCCCUUCAGACUGGAUCUAUUCUCUUCAGACUGGAUCCUCCAGACUGGAUCUAUCCCCUUCAGACUGGAUCCUCCAGACUGGAUCUAUCCUCUUCAGACAGGAUCUAUCCCCUCCAGACUGGAUCUAUCCCUUUCAGACUGGAUGAAGUGUGUGUGGUUGUUUUUGUGUGUGUGUUUCUGUGUGGGUGGGUGAGUGCCUGCCUUCCUGCAUGAGCGUGAGUGAGUGUGUGUGGCCUCUCACAAGCUGCCAAACAAUCCUGAGAUUCCGACCACAAUGGAUGUUUACUAAACUGUAGAAAACAUGUGGGCUGUUUUCAGUCACAUCAUUAUGGCUGCUUUGCCACCUGAGGGUGUCUGUGCACAGGUGUUAAGUUUCAGAUCUGUGUGUCUCUCUCUCUCUCUCUCUCUCUCUCUCUCUACCCGUUCUCUCUCUCUCUCUCUCUCUCUCUCUCUCUCUCUGUGUACGUGCUGUUUUAUGCAUGAGACUGCUGCUUCUGUUUCAGUUACUUUGGGUGACCACUCACCUCAGCCCUGGCACCUACCCCACACGUUAGAAACUGUUGCUGUCAACAGCAUAAAGGUUUACAUGACAUGGUUGCAGUAGUUUAUAGAAGGGCUCUAGGGAGAAGGAUUGACAUGAGAGAAAGCAGACAUGAAGUGGGGUAUAGAUACAGUCAUCUGUCAUUGACCUCAUAAUUACACAAAGCUGAGGCUAUUCCAAUGUAACCAGCUUGUUUACGAUGCCUCCUUAAAACACUCUGACCUCACAUCACCUAUAGGACUAUAUAAUAUUUUUACAUUUACAUUUUAGUCAUUUAGCAGACGCUCUUAUCCAGAGCGACUUACAGUUAGUGAGUGCAUACAUUAUUAUUUUUUAUUUUGCAUACUGGCCCCCCGUGGGAAUCGAACCCACAACCCUGGCGUUGCAAACGCCAUGCUCUACCAACUGAGCUACAUCCCUGCCGGCCAUUCCCUCCCCUACCCUGGACGACGCUGGGCCAAUUGUGCACCGCCCUAUGGGUCUCCCGGUCACGGCCGGCUACGACAGAGCCUGGAUAUAAUAUUGUAGCAACCUUAACCCAACACCUAGCGAUGCGUGCAUGUGAGGGACUUGGUAUAGAGAAGCGUGGGGACACACUCUUCCGACGGAAGGGGUUUUAAGGUAGCGACCUUAACCCAACCCCUGGUGACCUUGUCGGGAGGUUCAGAUCUGUUGGCUAAGGUGUUGGGUUGACAGUCGCUGGACCGGGGUUUGAUUCCCGGUCGGGGCUACCCCCCAAAUUUGCUACAAUAUCAUGACUGUGGUAGUCAUAAGUCCAUCUACCACAGUAUUUAGAUUUGGAGGGUCUGAAUCAAGGCUCAUUCUCACUCAGUCAGCAACCCAAGACUUUAGAACUCCAAUCCAAGACUUUAGGACUCCAAUCCAAGACUUUAGGACUCCAACCCAAGACUUUAGGACUCCAACCCAAGACUUUAGGACUCCAAUCCAAGACUUUAGGACUCCAACCCAAGACUUUAGGACUCCAACCCAAGACUUUAGGACUCCAACCCAAGACUUUAGGACUCCAACCCAAGACUUUAGAACUCCAACCCAAGACUUUAGGACUCCAACCCAAGACUUUAGGACUCCAACCCAAGACUUUAGGACUCCAACCCAAGACUUUAGAACUCCAACCCAAGACUUUAGGACUCCAACCCAAGACUUUAGGACUCCAACCCAAGACUUUAGGACUCCAAUCCAAGACUUUAGGACUCCAACCCAAGACUUUAGGACUCCAAUCCAAGACUUUAGGACUCCAACCCAAGACUUUAGGACUUCCUUUCUCCUUUGUUCCUUUUCUUCAACCUCUUUCUCUAGCUGUCUCUCCUCCUCAGUAACUAUCCUCCCUCUGUCACCCUCCUGCUCUCUCUCUCUCUCUCUCUCUUCCAUCCUAGAUAGUAAAUUGGUCUUGCAAUAAACACCCACACGCAGGCGGGGUGCUCUCCAAGUUCUCUCUCGCUAUAUUGCUCUCUCUCUCUAUCUCUCUCUCUCUCUCUCUCUCUCUCUCUCUCUCUCUCGCUCUCUCUUUCCACUCAGUAGAAUUAAAUGGUCUUGUAAAAACACACAGAGCGGGGUGGCAUCCAAGUGUUUUGCAUGCUCCUGCUCCCCUCCCUACGCUCUGUCAAAUAAAAAUAGUGGUUGCUAUCAGCUGUUCUGCUAUCAGCGUUUUUAUACUGUAUGUUUAACAAGGUGAGGCUAUGAGAGGGAGAGGGAGCACCACAGAGCCUGGAGACUGUAGCCAACCUCUGCACAGAUUUUGCCUCAGUCUUUUGCCAUUUGAAUGGUUUGCCUUUAUGGUGUCUAGGAGGAGUGAAUGUGGUUCAGUGGUUGAAUGUGACUGAUUGUAGCUAUAGCUGUGAUUUCUCCACUAUAAUUUAAUAGAACCACGGUGUUCCUCUCAGAUGCAUUGUAUAAUGACUAAUGCUUUCAGGAGAUGAACUCUGUUCUAGGAAAUACCUUUAGAAAGUUUGCUGAUGGGAAUUCUUUAGGAGGUAGCCUAACAAUAGUUUAUUGCCUGGUUAACUGCUGACCAAACAUGUCUCUGUAAUUUACAGGCGACAGGCUAAAGGUAAGAUGUCAAUUCAGAACAUGUAAACAGCUAAAGUGUAUAAACCUUUGGUCUCUGUUAAAGAAUUUGAAACCUAUACAAUUAAUGUGUGUGUGUGCGCGCGCGCGUGUCUGUGUGUGAGAGAGAGGGAGACAGAGAGAUGUAACACUUUUAAAACAUCUUCUCGGUCUUUUCAUAGGCUAAAUGUCUAAAAAGCAAAAUACUUAUCAUGUAAAUGAGGUUGGAGGUGGAGGCGUUAUUUAACGUUGUAAAUGCGCGUCCUAAAUAGCAUAUAGAGAGGGAGGCGGUUUCGGGGUUGACCCUGCAGUGGCGUCACUGUGGUGCGAAAAGGGACUUCGGAGAUAGCAAGAGGACAGACGUUAGUAGUAUGAGCCAAAUGAUACGGAGGAAAAGAGAGUUAGCUGUUUAGCGCUCCGGGAACUUUUUCAUGCUGCACAAACAACGAGGUAGGCAUAAUAAUAUAUUUCCUCCUUUAUGAUAACUUUGAAAUGUUUUUUUUUGUUUGUUACGAAAUCAUGCCACAGCUUUUGUUUCGUUUUCCAAUAAGCCUAUCAGAAAAUGUUAGAGAAAGUGAUUUGCUUUUGCUACAGUUUCAAUGAAUGUGUUCAAUGAAUGUGUCAAUGCAUCACUGUUUAGGCUAUGGAGCUGAAUAGAUCCAAAUGAUUUAUAAUUUAAAUGUAUCCUAAGCCUAUGGCUCCGUUUUUAGUUGUCACCUAGAUUGAUCACAUCCCAGUCAACUAGGCUAUAUAGCCUGUAAUUGCUAAACAUUGUAUAUAUUGUUUCCUAAUGUAACAGUUAACAGUUCAUAUGUUCAAAUAAUUAAUUCAUUACCAUAGCUCUAUUAAUUAUUAGGCUACUGUGAGGGUAUUUUUUUAUUCGGAGGAACUACAGUAUUUCUGAUUCCCAAGGACGUAUGGCAAUGCAGCUUUUCAGCUCUUGUAGGCUAAGGCAUAACCUGCCGUGAGAUGUAUUUAGAUUCAAAUUCAAACUGCAUGGGUUUUAGAUUUACAAUAGUGUUUUCCUUCAGGCUCUAUCAAUUGUGACUAGUCUGAGCGCGUAAAGGAAUGAACGUCACAGAACCAAUCCUAGCCUACUUUAUGUCUGAUCCCAAUUUGUAAAUCGCUCUGGAUAAGAGCGUCUGCUAAAUGACGUAAAUGUAAAUGAUGCCUGUUGCUUUUUUUCAUUCUUCGAAAUCUCCUUGUUAGUUGGCUAUAAAAAAUAAGCUAUGUAAAAUCAUGAAAGAAUCAUGUAAAACCACAAGGUCUUCUACCUGACCUAAUUCUUUCCAAUAGGUGCACUUACGGCUACAGCAAAUAGUCUCCCCUAUCAGUCCACAAGUCAACACGUUCCAUUUGUGAGUAAGUAUGCGGUGAUACUGUUCCCAUUGCGAUUAUUUACCUGCAUGGUGUGCAAACACACCGCUCUUUGUCGCCCUUGAGCGAAUUCCCACCUGAUGCAACGCGCCCGCGGGAGGAGAGAGGCAGAGCUGGGGACUGAGGGAGGGAGGGGAGGUGGGAUGUUUGGCGACAGCUAUGCAAACUGGCUCCAAUCUCAGUCGGGGCGGGCAAACCGAGGUGACAGACCAUUCCGAUUCCCAGGAUUGUUUUCAUCCGCACAUCGACCCUGUGACCUCUGUGAUAUAAGUCUAUGACCUCCUCAACCUGAGUGAUGCUGACAUUGAGCAGAUCCGGAUUACUGUACCAGGACCCCCAGAAGGUUUUUCCAGAUGGUCGCACUCUAAUACCCCUUUCUUAACUCCCAAAUAAAGGAUUCCAUCCUAAUGCAGUUUAGUCAUUUAUCCAGUAAUGGGGUUUUCUGGGUGUUAAACCAAUUAAUGUCUUGUAAUCGUGUGUAAUUGUAUUUCAGCCUCAUGUCUUUUUUAAGGCCUGCAUUAGGCCACUAUUACAUUGUCAUCAAUAUUAGCCUGUAGGUUCUUUGUUUUUCACUUCAUCAUUUUACAUUUUAGUCAUUUUGCAGACAUUCUUAUCCAGAGCAACUUACAGUAGUGAGUGCAUACAUUUUUGUACUUUUUCAUACUGGUCCCCCGUGGGAAUCGAACCCACAACCCUGAUGUUGCAGGUACCAUGCUCUACCAACUGAGCUUCAUCUCCCUCUGUUUGACAUCUAUUCAGUUGAUAUCUCUCAUGCAUAGUGUCCAUAGUUUAUGGAUCAACCAUGCUGUGAUGGUCAUGUCAGGCUAUCAACCAUGCUGUGAUGGUCAUGUCAUGCUAUCAACCAUGCUGUGAUGGUCAUGUCAGGCUAUCAACCAUGCUGUGAUGGUCAUGUCAGGCUAUCAACCGUGCUGUGAUGGUCAUGUCAGGCUAUCAACCGUGCUGUGAUGGUCAUGUCAGGCUAUCAACCGUGCUGUGAUGGUCAUGUCAGGCUAUCAACCGUGCUGUGAUGGUCAUGUCAGGCUAUCAACCGUGCUGUGAUGGUCAUGUCAGGCUAUCAACCGUGCUGUGAUGGUCAUGUCAGGCUAUCAACCGUGCUGUGAUGUCAUGCAGUAUCACGUGCUGUGAUGGUCAUGUCAGGCUAUCAACCGUGCUGUGAUGGUCAUGUCAGCUAUCAACCGUGACUGUGAUGGUCAUGUCAGGCAUCAACCGUGCUGUGAUGGUCAUGUCAGGCUAUCAACCGUGCUGUGAUGGUCAUGUCAGGCUAAGAUCUUUUUCUUGUUUUUUUAUCCCGAGUGUGAUAUUAUUCUGGCUAUCAACUGUCUGUCAAACCGCUGUAGUGACUGACGUGCUGUACCAUAGGUCAUUGUACAUCCGUAUAUCAAACUCAAGCGUCGGAUGUUUCUGGCUGAGUGCCGUGCUGAGAGGAGGGAAACUGUGUUUGACAUCAUUCAAUGGACCAUCAACCAUGGUCUCGAGAUUGAUCAUUCAGCAGAUCCUUCUUCCUUAUGGACCUGUUUUGUUACGCUCCAGGUGGAAGGUGCCCUUUGACACAGAUCUAGAAUCAGAUUACCAUCCUCAAAUCAUAACCUUAACCAUUAAGGGUGAAAAUGUUAUUAGAUGAUGUUAGAUCAUCUUAGGAGCAACUUUAUCCUACUCCGUCUGGUGCUGCUAAGCAUGGUCAUUGAGCUAGUAGUGUGUUUUGUGGUCAUAUUCAAUCCCCGGGACCACCCAUACACAAAAAUGUAUGCACGCAUGACUGUAAGUCGCUUUGGAUAAAAGCGUCUGCUAAAUGGCAUAUUAUUAUUAUUAUUAUUAUUAUAAUGGUCUUUAUCAGGUGAUGUCAUCGUGAUGUCAUAUGAGCCUGUAGUGGGGCUGUGAGGAAGUUAUUUGUUGAGCUUCAGUCCCCAGUGUUCUAUUCUCAGCUCCUUCCUGAAGACUACGCUAACAUUUGCUUACCAGACUUUAAAUGGUUCCCGCUGGGGGGACCUACCACACACAAACACAAACACACACACACACCCUUUUCCUUCCACAACCACCAGCAAAACCAGUGUCAAUGACAGCAGCGGAGUAGGCAAGCUGUGGCCCCCCUUCAUCUCAACGAGGACUUCACCAGCCCCUCUCCCCUCUUCAUCUCAACAAGACUUCACCAGCCCCUCCCCCAUCUCCCCUCUUCAUCUCAACGAGGACUUCACCAGCCCCUCUCCCCUCUUCAUCUCAACAAGGACUUCACCAGCCCCUCCCCCCUCUCCCCCCUCAUCUCAUUGAGGACUUCACCAGCCCCUCCCCCCUCUCCCCCCUCAUCUCAUUGAGGACUUCACUAGCCCCUCUCCCCUCAUCUCAACAAGGACUACACCAGCCCCUCCCCCCUCUCCCCUCUUCAUCUCAACAAGGACUUCACCAGCCCCCCCCCCCUCUCCCCCCUCAUCUCAUUAAGGACUUCACCAGCCCCUCUCCCCUCAUCUCAACAAGGACUUCACCAGCCCCUCCCCCCUCUCCCCUCUUUAUCUCAACGAGGACUUCACCAGCCCCUCCCCCCUCUCCCCUUCUCCCUCUCCCUUCUGUUCCCCUCUCCCCCACUCCUCUCUUCUCUUGGUCCCUGUGGUUGGUGACAUCAGAAAAAUAAGCUGUUUAUGGUGCAGUAUUGUCAGUGCAGCAGUUGAAGUAGAGCCAUGCAUUGAUGCACAGCGUAUUGAGGUAUAAGUGUGGGUUACUGUGAGUGUCUGCCUGUAAUUAUAUCUGCAUGUGAAAAUUACAGAAGGUUUUUGAUGAGUUUGAAAUGAUUAUCCUCACUGGUGCGAUCUUAUGAUGUUCAUUCUGUGUGUGUAUGAUGUGUGAUGUGGGAUACGGCCCACCCUGUUGAUGUGGGGCUGGAUAGGAAAGAGCAUGCUGAGACAGCCCUGGAGACGAGGCUGACAAUCUGAUCAUUGUAUCAGAGUUGGAUGAAGAGGGAUGGGGGCGGCAUGGUGUGUACAUCUGGUUUGUGUGUGUGUUUAUCUGUUAGAAGAGUGUCUGUGCAUGUUAUAGGGGAUCGGUUGGGGUGGGACAUUAGUCCCAAUGGUGCCAUUACAAGGCUUGUUAGAGCAUUACACAUGUGUGUGUGUGUGUGUGUGUACGUGUGUGUACAUAUUCCACGUGUUGCAGUCCUUGUUGAGAUGAAGAGGGGAGAGGGGCUGGUGAAGUCCUCGUUGAGAUGAAGAGGGGAGAGGGGGGCUCAUAAAUAACAGUGUAAUGUCAAGGCUGGUGAGUGUGCUAUUGUUCUUGGCCUGCAACGUUCUUUACUUUGGAGAUGUUGAACUGUUGGAAGAGCUCUGUAAAUUCUACUACUCAGAUAUAAAGUGUGGACUUUAGAACACAGAUCUGUGCUGAAUGUACUAAGUGUCCAAACUGGCCUAACGUUCCAUUGUCUCUAAACCCCCCUCUCCUAUUCCCUCCCCCAGGAGAGCAGGGCAUGGCCGGUAAGCCGUUCCGGGCCACCUUCAUCUGGAGCAGCAUCAUCGCCAACCUCCAGCAGCGCGUCGAGGUCAAGCGCCACCGCCACAACCUCAAGACCUACUAUGACUGUUUCCUGGGGUCAGAGGCUGUGGACGUGGUGCUGGCCCAUGUCAUCCAGUCACGUUUCUGCGGCGAUGCCGAGGUGCCUCGCUCCAAGGCCGUACGCCUCUGCCAGGCCCUGAUGGACUCGCGGGUGUUCGAGGCGGUGGGCACCAAAGUAUUUGGGAAUAAGGAGAAGUGGCGUGCCACCUUCGAGGACAGUAGCUGUAGUCUGUACCGGUUUCUUCCGCUUCCGUCUAGUCCCACUACCAUGACCAGCUCGCACUCGACGAGCACCAUCACCAUCGAGAGUGAAUACGACUCGCCGAGCAAACACCGGAACAGCUAUAGCCCACCUCUCAAACGGUACGGUAGGCUGAGUUUAAAGCUAUGUUCAUGAGUUGAUAUGUUUCGUAAUCAUUCCCAAAUAGCGGAUUAACAAUGAAUUAAUUUUAUGAGGGCUUUCAUCCCAAAACUCAACUCAUGUAUCGCCAAUGAGUAUCAACCUCUGUGACCUUGUUGUUACUCUCACUGAUUGGUGCUUCUCAGUUGUCCAAUCAAGGCUCUCCUUGCUGAUGAUUGUGAUAAUGUUCCCGUAAACCUAAUUUGCAUGGCUCAAACUCUUGAUUCUUGCAGCAUAAUUCCUAUGAUUUUUUCUUUCUACCCAAACAUGCAGUUAGACACUCGGUUAGAGAGCUCCUUUUUAGGCAGUGAGACAGGGACUGUAGGUUUUGACUCAGAGCUCUAUAAGUGGUUAUGGGUUUAGAGAGUUUGUCACAGAGCCUGCAGAUUUGGCGCCGUUGGUCAUUAUUCUGGGAAGUCCAGAGAUAAAGAGGUGAUGUCAAUGUUUUCAGUAUGUGUUGUGGAUGCUAUGUGUCUCUCUUCUGUCUUUAAGAGUGUAGAACAGUAAGUAGCUAUUCUCCAUGAAACUUUUAUUUUUUUCUGAAGAAUUCCUUAAGGACACUAGAGUGUAGAGGACUGAGAUCUGCACUGAGAUCAACAGGAGAACUGAAGUGGUGUGAGGAUAAUAUCAUAUGGCCAUUGGCCAUGGUGGCUCUCUGGUCUCCCCCGAACCAUGUAAAGUGGUCCUAAGUGACAGCUCAGGACUGUACCCAUGAAAACCUGCUGCCUCCAAUCUGUCUCACUGAGAUGAAAGAGUGGAGAGAGAUGGAGAGAGCGAGAGUAGAGAGAAAAUGGAGAGAGAGUAGAAGAGAGAGAGGAGAAAGAGAGGAGAGAGAGUAGAGAGAGAGUGAGAGAGAGAGGGUAGAGAGAGAGAAAGAGAGAGAGGAGAGCGAGCGAGAGAGAGGAAGAGAGAGAGUAGGUAGAGCGAAAGAGAGAGAGCGAGAGAGAGAAAGAGAGUGUUAUUGUAAAGCCAUACUUUAGGUGAACUGUGCUCCCAAGGAGUUUUAUAUAAAAACACACCAAGCACACUCUUGAGGCAAAGUAUGAUUGCACCAAGGACAGCGUUUAAAACGUAAAAUGUAAUGAUUCUAUCAAAAUCCAAAGAGGAGUGUGGAGGUAAAUUGGAAGAUAGUUUUUGUUUUGCUAAAUGUGUUUAACACCAAUUUCACCAAGUAGACAUAUUCUGGUCACCUGUGAUUGAAAAAUAAAAAUUUCUAAAUGCUACUUUGGGUUCCGGUAAUAACAGGUCUGUGAUUGCUCCAAUCAUGUCCACUGAUUUCUCUCAUUAUGUUCGUCCUCAGUAAAGAGGAUCAGUACUCCAACAACCACUCUCUGGUCAAAACAGACAAAUCACUAGAGGACGUGUUGGGGAACCUCAACGUCACCUCAACCAUCACCCCACAGAUGAUCAACCUCGGCCUCUCACAGGAGUGUAAGUGUCCAUAGAAAAUAUAUGUUGGCAUGUGUCCCUGCAUGAUUAUCAGUGUGUGUUUGUUACUUUGGAUGUGUGUAUCUGUGGUAAAGUCCCUAUAGUGACUUCUCUUCCUGUCUUCCUCAGUGGUGGAUGAGGUGUGGCGCCAGCAGACGGUGUUCAGGCUGCUACAGCUGAUAGAGCUCCCCCUGCUGGAGAGUCUGUUGGAGGGCGAGGAGCGGCCCAGGCCUCCGCUGCACAGCAUGGACAGUGACCCAGACCUGCUCUACACAUCCAGCUACCUGGACAGAGAGGUCCUGAAGGCCUUCAGCGAAGCACAGUACGUCUCCUACUACUACUACUAGUCCUACUACUACUAGUAGUCCUACUACCACUACUACUACUAAAACUACUACUACUACUACUACUACUACUACUAGUCCUACUACUACUACUACUGCUACUACUACUAUUACUACUACUAGUUAUACUACUACUACUACUACUAAAACUACUACUACUACUACUAGUCCUACUAAUACUAUACUAAUACUAGUCAUACUACUACUACUACUACUACUACUACUACUACUAUUACUACUACUACUACUACUACUAGUCACUACUACUACUACUACUACUACUACUACUACUACUACUACUACUACUACUACUAACUACUACUACUAGUACUACUAUCACUACUACUAUAGUCCUACUCUACUACUACUACUACUAUCCUACUACGUACUACUACUACUACCUACUAGAUCUACUACUUACUACACUACUACUUAGUCCUAUUACUAAUAGCCUAUAUACACUACUACUACUACUACUACUAGUCUAACUACUAAUAGGUCCUACUGUACUACUACUACUAGUCCACUACCCACUAGUCCUACUAAAAUCUGUCACUACUGUCACUACACCUACUUAGUCAUACCGCUACUACUCAACUACUACUAACUUACUCUACUAUAUCUGCUUACUACUAUAGCUCUACACUACUAUAUUGACUACUAAUACUCUACUAUACUAGUCACUACUACUAUACUAGUCCUACUUCUAAUACUACUACUACUAAUCACUAUACUAUCUACUACUACUAUAUCUACUCUAUACGUCCUACUAUACUAGCUAUUCUAUACUACUACAUAGUCCUACUACUACGGUACUAAGACCUACUACUACUAAUACUAGUCCUACCUCUACUACUACUACUAUUAGUCCUACUACUAAUCCUACUAAUCCUACUAACUCUACUACUAGUCCUAUUUCUACUACUUAUCUCCUUCUCCGUCUCUCUUUCCCUCCUUAUCCCCCUACCCUCUUCCAUUUAAUAGUUUGUUCCAGGCAUAGGUAAGGACAGUGAAAGGACACCUUCUUUAGCUACAACAACCCAAAACAUUCCCAGGCAUGAGGCUGAUUGACUGACUAGCUACAGUUAAAGCUUGCUGAGCACAUUCAAUAACUCUCCCGUCAUACAUAAAGCAGCCGAUUUUGAUCUCCAUUCUCUCUCACUCCCUGUGAAUCAUAGUCUAUAUAUUUAUCUGACUGGGCAGAAAUGUAUGGCCGGUAGUCUUGUUAAGCUUUGGUUGGCGUGUGUACUGUACGUCCAGCCUUUCAACAUGUUGCAGCCAGACGCCUAGCGUAGCCUCUGUCACAGCAGGACAGUGUUAUGCAAUGGAGCUGGCUGGUGUGUGUGUGUGUGUGUGUGUGUGUGUGUGCGUGUCAGUGAGGGCCUCUCUCUGUAUUGAUGCUGCCCCCAGGGCUCUCUGGCACUCAGGGACAAAUGGCUAACUGACUGCAGUCUCUGGGCUGUGCUUGUCUGAAAGUCAAGGGCAGCUUGAUUGAACAUAUCUGUCUCUCUCUGAUCUUUCUCUCUCCUCUCCACUCUCUCGCUCUCUCUCUGAUCUUUCUCUCUCCUCUCCUCUCUCUCUCUCUGAUCUUUCUCUCUCCUCUCCUCUCUCUCGCUCUCUCUCUCUGAUCUUUCUCUCUCCUCUCCUCUCUCUCGCUCUCUUUCUCUCUCUAUUUCUCUCUUCUCUCUCUCUCUUCUUCGCUAUCUCUCUCUCUCCUCUUUAGAUUGGCUUCAUUUACAUCAUCACUUAUAAUCCCCCCCCCCCCCCCGCCUCUCUCAGGGCUGAUGAGUGGUUGUCAGCAGCGGUGGACUGUCUGGAGUUCCUGCCAGAUGACUUGGUGGUUGAGGUGAGCAGGGGUUUGCCCCGCUGCGGUGAGGACCAGGGCCAGUGUAAGAGACUGGUGUACGGGAUCCUGGCCCAGCACUAUGGAGAGACACAGCACCCUCCACUACUCAGCAACCACGUCUUCGACAUCCACUCCAGCAUCUCUGAACUACUGGGUAAGACAGCCAUAUACAAUGUCUAUGUGCUCUAGGGCAUUUCCUGUGUAUAAAUGGGUUUAGACUUUUACAUAAUAAGUAUUAUGUAAGGGGUUCAUUGAGCUGAUUAAACCAGUACGUGAAAGCCCAAACGUCAUGACUGGGGACAGAAAGGGGGGGUUCAGAUUCCUCUACUGACUCUCAGCGAGGACGCCUCUUCUUCCAGUAUUAUCUAGUAAACUGAAGCCACACCUGGGUUUAUCAACUAGUUUGGCUAAGAUCCUCUGUAGCUAUCUCUCUCAUGAAUUCACACAGCUGUGAUUCCUCCCAGCCUGCCAGGGGCGCUAACACCUAUCCUGUCCUCUCUGUGUGUCGAUAGUGAAUGGGAAGAGGGAGCAGGUUCUGGAGGCCCUACAGCUGUGUCUGAAGCUACAGGACUCUCGCAGUAAAGAGGAGCUACGCAGACUGCUGCGAUUCAUGGCCGUCGCUGCCAAACCACAGGAGGUCAAACUGCACAAAGAGGUGAGUGGUGUGUGUGUGUGUGUGAGAGUAGUGUGCCAAACUACUCUGAGGUCAUAUCUACUAGCAGCCACUCUCUAUAUAUGUAGGUAGAUGUGAACGUUGUGUUGUUUUCCAGAUAGAGAACCGGAUGGCGGUGAAGAGAUCUUUCUCUAGUGCCAUCGUCUACAGCAUGAGACUGGCCAAGGGGAAGGUUGACCUACUGGUGCUGUUUAUGGUGGAAAACCACUGUGACGUCUUCAAGGUGUGUGUGCACUAAUCUUUUAUCAGACGCUGUGUGUGUGAAUAGGUGAACGGGUAGGCGUGAGUGUCCGUGUGUGUGUGUGCAUGUACGUGUAUGUGUGUGUGUGUGCAUGUACGUGCAUGUGUGUGGGUAGGUGGGUGAUUAAUAUGAUGUUUUGCACGUGUGUCUAAACUAUAUAGACUAAAGACCACUGGGUCAGUGCACUGAGGCUCUUGACACCAUCUGUUAAUAGACUGUUUACUACUCAAACAGUGGGAUGGAGUUUGAAUGGGACUUCAUGAAAGACACUGAUCUUAACACUCUUAGAAAAAAAGGUGCUAUCUAGAACCUAAAAGGGUUCUUCGGAUGUCCCCAUAGGAGAACCCUUUGAAGAACCCUUCUUGGUUCCAGGUAGAACCCUUUUGGGUUCAAUGUAGACCCUAUCCACAGAGGGUUCUACAUGGAACCCGAAAGGGUUCUACCUGGAACCAAAAAUGGUUCUACCUGGAACCAUAAAGGGUUCUACCUGGAACCAAAAAGGGUUCUAUGGGGACAGCCGAAGAACCCUUUUGGAACCCUUUUUUUUCAGUGUGUAAUGCCUACAUCUCAGCAGCAUGAGGGUAGAGAGGACGCGAUAGAGAAUUGCAACACUAGAGCCUAGCCAAGCUGCCAUAUCUCUGAUAGCUUUAAUAUUGGAGUCGAGCUCAAACAGUGACUACAGUUUGUAAACACAGAGUUCUGUGUGUGAGAUUAAACAGAUGAAAGCAGCCCUGAUCACAUGGUUUAACUUAUUUGAUCUUCUCCUUUCAGAUUCCAGUGUCGUUGCACAAGCUUGUGAGCGAUAGACUGACCAACAUUGUGAAGGGGAAAGACCCACAAGUCUUAACAGGUAUGUGAGCUUCUGGAAGCUGUUUGGUUUGUCUGUCUGUCUGUCUGUCUGUCUGUCUGUCUGUCUGUCUGUCUAUACUAUUAUCUGACAAAGCGUCACCUACCUUCUGUGUGUUUGUUGUGGUGAAUGAAGACGUAAUGCCCUCUCCCUCUUCCUCUCUAUCUUUCUCUUCACUCAGGUUCUACAUAUUGCAGGCGAGUCAAUGGAAAAGCGUACAUGGAGAGCAAGCAGAAGACUACCAAAGAGGAAUUAUGGGCUCUACUGAAGACAAUCCACGAGAACCCCAAACUGUCAAACAAAGAGAAGAGACGCUUGCUAGGACAGUUCUACAAGGGGCAUCCUGAGAUCUUUGUCCAGUACUUUGGAAGCAGAUUGUCAAGUGAUGAUAUAUAGCUAACUAAGGUGAUAUUUAAGUGAAUAACUAAUGUAUUAUUUGUAAAAAGAAAAGACAGACAGACAAAGGUGGUGUAAAUGUUGUAAAAAUGCAGUGUACAAAUAUAUUUAAUUUACUUCGCUCAUGUGAAGAGAUGAAUGUGAAAGCUUGAAUACAAUUUGAGAAUUGUUUUAUAAUUUCACGUGGAAUUCUCUUUCAUUUGGCUGUUACAGGGCCAUUCAUCUCUGAUGACAUUUUGAUAAUAUAAUUUCAUGCUCAAAAUCUAAGGAUGUCAGCCUUAUGAAGUAAAGAUUGUCUCAGAAGGAAAUGAACCCAUUUGCCCUUUCUUCGAAUGCAGUUGGGACAUUCAACAAUUUUUUUAGAAAUAAGUUCAGAAAAUUACAGUCCCAGACAACUUCCCAGAAAUAUCAUUUAAAUACACCAUUUAGAGACUACAAGUGUCUGUCAAAAUAUAAUACAUAUUAUUUUACAUUUCUAUGGUUCCUAUGGCAACAGGCUGAACAAAAAGUGUAAUUGAGAACUCUAAUUGUGUGACAGAUGCACAUGGCUUCUAGUGUUAUAUUCCUCAACAAAACCCUGGGUCUGCUGCCACUUUGGGAGAAGGUCAGAAGAAGUUCUGCGUAUCCUGUUUCAAUGAAUGUAUUCUUUCUCUGUGGUUACGCAAUAGGGAGAUGGUGUGGGUAAUAAAGAUGAAG
This is a messenger RNA of Coregonus sp. 'balchen', 18299 nucleotides long. Lineage: Eukaryota; Metazoa; Chordata; Actinopteri; Salmoniformes; Salmonidae. The record is from the annotation of a GenBank genome assembly.